CUUCCCGGGUUUGGGAAGUUCAUAGGUUUCAACCAUAAAUCUCGCGCCUCUUCUUCUUCUUCUCUUUGCUUGGAAAUAUGCGAACCAGAAAUCAGGCAAAACAACAGAAUCAAUCAACUGCAAAUGAAGACUCUUUGAAACACUAUGGUGAGAUGGAGAGCCGUCGCGGCUGCAAAGAUGGAGCCAGUGGCAAUGAAACUCUUGCAAACAUAUCUCGAGGUGCAGUGGGGAAACUUUUGAAACGAGUCAACAAGUCACGCGGCUCUCGGUGUCUGAAAACCGAUGAUAGUUACCUAUGCAAACAGGAUUCUGAGGGCAAGCCAGAGAAUGGAUCAAGGGAGACAGAAAAGCAGCUUAGUAGUACUACAGUUGUGAGGACUACAUUAGAUGCUAAAUGCUGCACUAGAGAUGUGUUACAAAAUGUGCCAUCGGAAGUGGAAAAUGAAAGUACAAAUGUUCAGUAUCAGAAUAUUGAGAGGGAGGAUGAACUUGAUGGUGUUGAUUGGGAAGAUGGGUCGGUUCAUACUUUGAAGUCCGAAAGCGAUGUUAAGGAAGAUACAAUCAAUGGUGUGACUGUUGAGUUUGAUGCUCUGCCUGAUCCUAGUAAACAAAAGACAGUACGCCGAGCAACUGCUGAAGAAAAGGAAUUGGCUGAGCUUGUGCAUAAGGUUAACUUGCUUUGUUUACUGGCAAGGGGCAGGUUGGUAGAUAGCGUUUGCAAUGAUCCUCUCAUCCAGGCUUCUUUACUUUCACUUCUGCCAGCACAUCUGCUGAAGUUAACGGAUGUUCCAAAACUUACUGCAAAGGCUCUAGCUCCUCUUGUCAAUUGGUUCCAGAGUCAUUUCCGUGUUAGAGGUGCAAAUGAUACGGAGAAGUCAUUUCAUUCAGCUUUGGCAUCAACUCUUGAGUCUCAGGAAGGGACACCAGAAGAGGUUGCUGCAUUGUCUGUGGCACUGUUUAGGGCUUUGAAUCUUACGACCAGGUUUAUAUCAAUCUUGGAUGUGGCUCCAUUGAAGCCUGAAAUUGAGAAACCAAAUCCCUCUGGUCAAGGCCCUGGUAGGGCUGGUAGCGGAAUAUUUAACUCUUCGACAUUGAUGGUGACUGGAUCAAAGCAUUCUCCUCUCCCUCCUGCUAAAUCUAUGGCUGAUGGCAAGCAUAAUGGUCCUGAUAAGACUUCAACAUCGGAUGCUCAGCGUGAUGCUAAUGAUGCAUGUAUUAUGAAGAGAGAGCGGCCAAAGAGAAAAGGGGAUCUUGAAUUUGAGAUGCAGUUGGAAAUGGCUCUUUCAACCACCGCAGUCGAAAUUGCUAAGAACGCUACGGUCUCAGAUGUGAAGGAUGUAGAAAGUUCUUUAUCAAAUGUAUCACCAUUCAAAAAGAAGAAAAUUAAAGCAGAAGAGUGUUCAACUUCCUCUCAUGGAAUAUCGACUGCUAUUGGGUCUAAGAAAGUAGGGGCGCCUCUAUACUGGGCGGAGGUCUACUGCAGUGGUGAGAACCUGACGGGGAAGUGGGUGCAUGUUGACGUAGUAAAUGCAAUAACUGAUGGAGAGCAAAAUGUGGAAGCUGCAGCUGCUGCAUGCAAGUUGCCUUUAAGAUAUGUUGUUGCUUUUGCUGGAACUGGAGCUAAAGAUGUGACACGCAGGUACUGUACAAAGUGGUACAAGAUAAGAUCUGAGCGAGUCAACUCAAUUUGGUGGGAUGCAGUAUUGGCACCUUUAAAGGAGUUGGAGUCGGUUGCCACCAGUGAAGUAGUUCAUUUUGCACAAGGAGCAACCAGGAGCUCGCUCGAAGAUAUGGAGUUGGAAACUAGGGCACUGACUGAACCUCUUCCAACAAAUCAACAGGCUUACAGAAAUCAUCACUUAUACAUAAUUGAAAGAUGGCUUAACAAGUAUCAGAUACUUUACCCCAAAGGACCUGUAUUAGGUUUUUGCUCUGGUCAUCCAGUAUACCCACGAUCCUGUGUAAAAACACUCCAAAGAAAGGAAAGAUGGCUUCGCGAGGGGCUCCAAGUGAAAGCUAACGAGAUCCCUGCAAAGGUUCUGAAGCGUUCUGGAAAGCAGAACAAAGGACAGGAUGCUGAAGACGAUGAUUGUGGCGACGUGGAUUGUGGAGGAACUCUCUCCCUCUAUGGACAGUGGCAAACUGAACCACUGUUUCUUCCUCAUGCAGUAAAUGGCAUUGUACCUAAGAAUGAGCGUGGUCAAGUGGAUGUCUGGUCCGAGAAGUGCCUUCCACCGGGUACAGUCCAUUUGAGAUUUCCAAGGUUGGUUCCUGUUGUUAAAAGGCUGGAAAUUGAUUUUGCACCUGCUAUGGUUGGAUUUGAGUUCCGGAAUGGUCGAUCUCUACCUGUAUAUGAGGGCCUUGUGGUGUGUACCGAGUUUAAGGAUGCAAUUCUGGAGGCAUAUGCAGAAGAAGAGGCGAGAAGAGAUGCCAAAGAGCGGAAAAGGACUGAAGCAGAAGCUCUUUCUCGGUGGUAUCAGCUUCUUGCGUCGCUUAUUACCCGACAGAGGCUGCACAAUUGCUACGUGGACGGGGCAUCCUCACAAUCAGUUGCCAAUACUGCAAAGUCCAAUGAUAAAUCCUCCUCCCUACUAGCUGGUGACAUUGAGAACACAAGGACCGCUCCUGAAUACCAGCAAGAAAAAUGUGAGAUUGCCAAAUCUAAUAGUCCACCAAUUGUACUUGCAGAAAACCAUGAACAUGUAUUCCUAGUAGAAGAUCAGACUGUUGAUGAUGAAAGUUCAACUAGGACGAAACGAUGUCAUUGUGGAUUUUCAGUUCAAUAUGAGGAGUUGUAGAGCUUUCAAUCUAUCUUUUUCAUCAGUAGGUUUUUGGUUCAGUAUGAGAAGUUUAGAGAGUUUUUUAUUCUCUCUAUUUUAUCUCAUGCCAGUUGGGUUGUAAGUAUAGGUUGUUAGAAAUAGUAAUGUAUAAUUGUAUGUAACAUCAGAUCAUGACUUAAAACGCUUGUGUUUUGUAUAAUAUUGGUUUGAGGUGAACUUAAGUGGGGCGACAUGGUAGGUGA
This is a messenger RNA of Lycium ferocissimum, 3022 nucleotides long. Its product is annotated as DNA repair protein RAD4. Gene Ontology annotation, cellular component: cytoplasm; XPC complex; nucleotide-excision repair factor 2 complex. NCBI's taxonomy places the organism in Eukaryota, Viridiplantae, Streptophyta, Magnoliopsida, Solanales, Solanaceae. Gene Ontology annotation, molecular function: damaged DNA binding; single-stranded DNA binding. Bases 78 to 2798 code for a protein of 906 amino acids. The transcript is spliced from 15 exons. Gene Ontology annotation, biological process: nucleotide-excision repair; mismatch repair. The record is from RefSeq and is a predicted model, not a curated record.